UCAAGUUUGUUUGAUGUGGAAUGCAUUUGGCUGUUUGGAAAUCCAAUGGAUGAAAGGAAUAUGAAUUCCAGCAAGUGGAUAUGCCUAGUAUUGGCAUGCAUGGUAUCAGGACUACAGUUCAGCUCUAUAUUUUCUUUUGGUGCAGUAUUUGUUGAAAUGAUGAAUACCUAUCAGGCAGACAGAUCAACAGCCGCUACUGUACAAUCAUUGCUAAUAGGAGUUAGCUUAAGUUUCGGAAUUGUAAGCGGUCUUUUAAUCAAUAAAUUUGGUUUAUCAAAGACGACAUUUGUUUCAAGUUUGUUGGUUCCUCUUGGAUUUACAGUGUCAUUCUUUGUAUCAGAUAUCUUCUACCUUUACAUAACUAUCGGCAUUAUAGCAGGUGUUGGUAUAUCAUUAUCUCACGUCUGUGCCGUAACUUCUGUAAACAGAAUAUUUGCCGAUGAUGAGAAACAACUUGUGUUAUGUGUUGCCAUUCAUACCGCAUCGACAACAUCCGCUGGGAUCAUUUACCCUUACAUUCUGAACUGGUUAGUUAACUCUUACGGACUAAGUGGAACUUUUCUCAUAUUGGGUGGCCUUUAUUGCAACUCAUUUGUCCUUUUUGUUUUCAUAUGGCAGCAGGAAAUGUCAGGAAAUUUAAGUGUUAUCUACAGAUCCGAAAAAGAAGGAGAUUCUGAAAAUUUAACUCUUAUAGAAAGGCCUUGUAUGGUAUAUCAUUACGUAUUAAAAACAUUUCAGCAGAUCUCUUCAAUUCCAUUUGUAUCCCUGCUUGUUGGAAAUGGAUUAGCUAUUGCCAGUAUGAACGGAUAUUUUGAACUUGCGUUCGAUAUUGCAGAUUGGAAAGGGUUUAACGAAUCGCAAACAAAGGAACUGUUUGUUAUAUUAAAUUGUUUUAAUGUGCUAGCAACAUUAGCACCGGGUCUUGUUAAAUGGAAGUUUAAAACGCAUUCAUUUAUUUUUGUAACACUGUCAUCUCUUGCUGGGUUUGUUGGAUACAUGUUGAUGUAUGCUUCGACAAACUAUUUGACAUAUGCAGUGGCAUCUGCCUGUGUUGGCCUCGUUUCUGGUGGAAUAAUAUCGGGGUCCAUUAGUUUCGUUAUGGAAACAAUGCACAAGGAACAAAUCAGUGUUGCUAUUGGAUUAAUGUUAACUGUUAACGGCAUUUUAUCUGCAGUUUCAGGACCAUUAUUUGGCAGCAUCCGAGAUGCUACUAGUUCCUAUGACAUUGUUUUAAUAAUGAUAUCUACGAUUCUAGCUGUUUCUUCGAUACUCUAUCCUUCAUCUUUAUGUUGCCAGCGUUAUUAUAAGAAAAGUUAUAAAACAGAUAUACUGGCGGAGGAAUGCCUCGGGUGCCCUUCCUUGCGUUAUUUCAGGCACGAACGGGCACCUCAGUAGAACCACCGACGUUUCGAAAGCUUGCUGGAUAUUGUUCUCACAUGAAAUAAUCCAAAGUCCCUCAUGUAUUUUUAAAUUAAUAGAUCAUACACCUUGGCAUCGUCUUUUGUUAAAAAAGAUAUGAUUAAAUAAAUAUGUUUUUAUUAAUUUGGUAGUAAUAUUUCAUGUAAUUUUAGAAGUAUAUCAAUAUUAAAAAGUUUUCAAAACAUGCA
Ruditapes philippinarum (Manila clam) is the source of this 1607-nucleotide messenger RNA. RefSeq names its product monocarboxylate transporter 2-like. The transcript has 5 exons. Gene Ontology annotation, biological process: transmembrane transport. Gene Ontology annotation, molecular function: monocarboxylic acid transmembrane transporter activity. The record is from RefSeq and is a predicted model, not a curated record. NCBI's taxonomy places the organism in Eukaryota, Metazoa, Mollusca, Bivalvia, Venerida, Veneridae. Bases 46 to 1395 code for a protein of 449 amino acids.